This is a messenger RNA of Rosa rugosa (rugosa rose), 360 nucleotides long. RefSeq lists its product as uncharacterized. Bases 1 to 360 code for a protein of 119 amino acids. NCBI's taxonomy places the organism in Eukaryota, Viridiplantae, Streptophyta, Magnoliopsida, Rosales, Rosaceae. The record is from RefSeq and is a predicted model, not a curated record. The transcript has a single exon.
AUGGAUCUUCGACUCAAAGCUCAAUACUUCACUGAUCCGUGCAGGUAUGAACCAAACAUAUUUCGUAGGCGAUAUAGAAUGCAACCUCACAUCUUUGACAGGAUGAUGCGCGACGUGACCAACUACGACCCAUAUUUUCUUCAAACAAGAGAUGCUUGUGGGAGACUAAGCUUAUCCACUGAACAAAAGCUGACAUGCGCCAUGAGAAUGCUCGCGUAUGGCAUCACAGCUGAUUUCUGCGAUGAUUAUCUAGAUAUUGCGAAGUCCACUGCCAUUGAGAUUUUUGAGCACUUCACAAAAGCAAUCUGGAAUGUGUACCAUGAGACUUACCUCCGCCGACCAAUAUCGGCAGAUUUGUGA